AUGUCGAUUGCGGACAAGAUUGACGAGAACUACAAGAAGAUCGCCGAGGUGAUCAGAAACCACGGCCAGCCCAAUCCGCUCUUCCCCAAGGACCGCGACCUCACCUAUGCAGAGACGAGGUGGGAGGUGGGCGCGAGGACCCACCUGGCGAGCACGAUGGGGCUGGGCACGGUGCUGAAGAACAUGAAGAAGAAGCAGUACGUCGACUUCCAGGACGACUUCAUCAAGGACACGACCCUCAUCACCCUCAUCCACUCCUUCGAUGAGGCCAUUGUCUCUCAGAUCGUCCUCUACCACGAGAUUGGCGACAAGGUGAAGGACUCCACUGAUGAGAGCCAUCACACACGGACUGCCGGCUGGUGA
Messenger RNA from Acanthamoeba castellanii str. Neff, 363 nucleotides. RefSeq lists its product as uncharacterized. The transcript is spliced from 5 exons. The record is from RefSeq and is a predicted model, not a curated record. Lineage: Eukaryota; Discosea; Longamoebia; Acanthamoebidae. Bases 1 to 363 code for a protein of 120 amino acids.